Stomoxys calcitrans (stable fly) is the source of this 1234-nucleotide messenger RNA. RefSeq lists its product as uncharacterized. The transcript is spliced from 2 exons. The coding region runs from base 73 to 1221 and encodes 382 amino acids. The record is from RefSeq and is a predicted model, not a curated record. Lineage: Eukaryota; Metazoa; Arthropoda; Insecta; Diptera; Muscidae.
GACAAUUUACUUUGAAUUUAAAUUUUGAAUUAGUUUUAUGACUUUUUCAACCAAAUUAUAACAGUCCCUGCAAUGAUUCCUCAACGCUUUAUACAGAGUUAUAAAUGCGAAUGUUUUCAGCCCCAUAACUAUUGUAAUUGUCCCUACAAGGCAAUAGCGGCCAAAAUUCAUAUGGAAAAUGUGCAAGAUGUAGCUGAAACAUUAGUUGAGGUUAUGGAAAUCUGUCACAUUUCACUUCGCAAAGCAAGAUUGUCCGCUAAAGUAGUCACCAAAUAUUUCCUGCAUUUUGAAGAACUUCUCCAACGCAUUGACGCCAUACCCAAGAAACGUUUGUUACGGGAGAAUCUAUUGCAUGACUUACAAGGCAAAUGUGAUAUGCAACCCAUGGAAGUUCAAAUGUCGUAUUCCAUAGUAAAGCGUGCAUUUCGAGCUUUUUACCAUGGUAGCGGAGAAGGUGGGGUUCCCAAUCCCUGGUUACAUUCUCAACUAAAACAUACUGCGGAAUGUAUGUGGGCACAUGCUGCCACUCGUACUGCUCAAGUUUUUACUGCCUAUGAGGGUAUGUUUAUGGUUACCCAAAAAAAUGUGGUGGCCAAAAUCAGAGGCCUAUAUAAGAGGUUAUAUGAUCGUAUCUGUGAAAGAUCUUUGCCGAAUGAGAAUCAAGAGUGUACUUGCACGACAUGUCCUAAGCGACUGGCCAGAGAAGGUCUAAGGGCAGCUAAGGUAACAACUGGAAUGCAUAAAGUUUCAGAUCCCUAUGAGGAGAUGUAUCAAAAAAUCGUAAAAGAAAUCAGGAUGAAGCAGGAAAACGAAACGAAUAAUGAAGAGGCAAAGGAUCUGUUGAACGUCUCUAGGAAACCUUGUACGUGCCCUGCUUUAAAGCCAAGCGAUUCUGACUUGACCUAUGAUCAAUUGGCCAAAUCAUGCAACACUGGCUAUAGUCAAGGCCCUUUUGAUUGUCGUUGGUUUGAUGUCAAGCUUGAGGAAUAUGAAGCAGAUGAUUUGAACGAAUUGGAAAUCAGUUUACCGCAAGAGUUUUCCUGUUUUCCUUGCUCCAGUGGCAAAACUGAAGAGCUGUCUAUAUGCGAAUCAGUGUGUGAAUGUGAAGCUUGCUCUUGUCAAACAGAAGAAUGUGAUUAUGGUGAAGGAAAUGCUGAAUCUUUGUACUUAGACGAGGAAGUAUUAUUUGGUGAUAAUGCUUUGGACGAGAGCGAUACUUAAGCCAAGAAAAAAG